Messenger RNA from Hyaloscypha bicolor E, 1296 nucleotides. RefSeq names its product putative elongation factor 1-gamma 2. Gene Ontology annotation, molecular function: translation elongation factor activity. Lineage: Eukaryota; Fungi; Ascomycota; Leotiomycetes; Helotiales; Hyaloscyphaceae. Gene Ontology annotation, biological process: translational elongation. The record is from RefSeq and is a predicted model, not a curated record. The transcript has 4 exons. Gene Ontology annotation, cellular component: cytoplasm; nucleus. The coding region runs from base 1 to 1296 and encodes 431 amino acids.
AUGGCGCCUUUCGGAAAGCUCUACACCUACACGGGCAACCCCCGCUCAUCUGCCAUUCUUGCGGUGGCCAAGGCCAACAACGUCGAACUGGAGGUUGUCGAGACAGAGCCACAGAAGGGACUCUCUGCAGAGUACCUCAAGCUCAACAAGCUUGGAAAGGUUCCAACAUUCGUCGGCGCCGAUGGUUACACCCUCCACGAGGCUAUUGCCAUUGCCAUUUACAGUACGUGGAAGUCUCAAACAUGCUCUACUGAUAUUGUCAUAGUCACCUCCCAGAAUGAGAAGACAACUCUCCUUGGCAAGACCAAGCAGGACUACGCGACCAUCCUGAAAUGGAUGUCCUUCUUCAACCACGAGGUCCUUCCUACUCUUGGUGGUUGGUUCCGUCCUCUCGUUGGCCGCGACCCAUACAACAAGAAGAGCGUCGAGGAUUCGUCCAAGGCGGCCCUCAAGGCUGUCUCCGUUGUCGAGGAGCACCUUCUUAACAACACUUAUCUUGCCGGCGAGCGUAUCACUCUGGCUGAUUUGUUUGCUGCUGGUAUCAUCUCGCGUGGCUUCCAGUACUUCUUCGACAAGCGGUGGCGUUCUGAGAACCCCAACGUGACUCGGUGGUAUGAGACUGUCUACAAUCAACCAAUCUACUCCGCCGUUGUCCCCAAGCUUUCUCUCAUCGACGAGGCGAUCAAGAACACUCCCCCCAAGAAGCCAGAGCAGCCGAAGAAGGAAGCCGCACCUAAGAAGGAAGCCCCAAAGCCCAAGGCUAAGGAAGUUGAAGAGGAUGACGAGGAGGAAGCCCCCGCAGCACCAAAGCCAAAGCACCCCCUCGAAGCCUUGCCAAAGCCAACUCUUGUCCUUGAUGAGUGGAAGCGUCAAUACUCCAACAACGACACUCCUGAUGCUCUCAAGUGGUUUUGGGAGAACUUCAAGGCUGAUGAGUACUCCUUGUGGAAGGUUGACUACAAGUACAAUGACGAGCUCACCCAGAUCUUCAUGACUUCCAACUUGAUUGGUGGUUUCUUCGCUCGUCUCGAGGCAUCUCGCAAGUACAUCUUCGGCUGUGCUUCCGUCUAUGGUGUCAAGGAUGAUUCCGUCAUCAAGGGAGCUUUCGUUGUCCGUGGACAGGAGGCCCUGCCAGCUUUCGAUGUCGCCCCCGACUAUGAGAGCUACGAAUUCACUAAGUUGGACCCCACGAAGGCCGAGGACAAGGAGUUUGUCAACGAGCAAUGGACCUGGGAGAAGCCAGUCGUUGUUGAUGGCAAGGAAUACCCAUGGGCCGAUGGCAAAGUAUUCAAGUAG